Molecule: messenger RNA, 5327 nt
Organism: Sciurus carolinensis (gray squirrel)
Lineage: Eukaryota; Metazoa; Chordata; Mammalia; Rodentia; Sciuridae
Gene: Masp1
Product: MBL associated serine protease 1
Exons: 16
Coding region: 358-2457 (699 amino acids)
Biological process (GO): complement activation; zymogen activation
Cellular component (GO): blood microparticle; extracellular region
Molecular function (GO): serine-type endopeptidase activity; calcium ion binding
Source: RefSeq, a predicted model, not a curated record
AAUACCUAUCUGAGCUCUCAGUUGUUUUCUCUCCAAUGCUGGAGUCAGUCGCACAGGAUAAAGGAGGGGACUGGCAGAGCAGAUCUUUAAAGGAAGAAGACAGAUUCCGAGUGCACAAGAGCAGUCAGAGCAAAGAGAGAGAGCAGAGAGGAAAAGCCAGAGGGAGAGGGGGAGAGGGGAUCCGUUGCAGGCAGGGGAAGGCGUGACCUGAAUGGAGAAUGCCAGCCAAUUCCAGAGACACACAGGGACCUCAGAACAAAGAUAAGACAUCGCCGACACCACACCGGGGACGAUCUCACAGACAAGUCGGGCAGAGGGGACCAAGGCCAGGCGGCCAGGAGCGUGCAAGGCAGGAGAAUGAGGUGGCUCCUUCUCUGUCACGCUCUGUGCUUCUCCCUGUUGAAGGCUUCGGCCCACACUGUGGAGCUGAAUGACAUGUUUGGCCAGAUCCAGUCACCUGGAUAUCCAGACUCCUAUCCCAGUGACUCAGAGGUGACUUGGAAUAUCACCGUCCCAGAGGGGUUUCGGAUCAAGCUUUACUUCAUGCACUUCAACUUGGAAUCCUCCUACCUUUGUGAAUACGACUACGUGAAGGUAGAAACUGAAGACCAGGUGCUGGCAACCUUCUGUGGCAGGGAGACCACGGACACAGAGCAGACCCCCGGCCAAGAAGUGGUCCUUUCCCCUGGUUCCUUCAUGUCCGUCACUUUCCGGUCAGAUUUCUCCAACGAGGAGCGAUACACAGGCUUUGAUGCCCACUACAUGGCUGUGGAUGUGGACGAGUGUAAGGAGAGGGAGGAUGAGGAGCUGUCCUGCGACCACUACUGCCACAACUACAUUGGCGGCUACUACUGCUCCUGCCGCUUCGGCUACAUCCUCCACACAGACAACAGGACUUGCCGAGUGGAGUGCAGCGACAACCUGUUUACCCAGAGGACCGGCCUGAUCACCAGCCCUGACUACCCCAACCCUUACCCCAAGAGCUCGGAAUGCCUCUACAACAUCGAGCUGGAGGAGGGGUUCAUGGUCAGCUUGCAAUUCGAGGACAUUUUUGACAUUGAGGACCAUCCUGAAGUGCCCUGCCCCUACGACUACAUCAAGAUUAAAGCUGGUGCAAAGGUGUUGGGACCCUUCUGUGGAGAGAAAGCCCCAGAACCCAUCAGUACCCAGAGCCACAGUGUCCAGAUCCUGUUCCGCAGUGACAACUCGGGGGAGAACCGGGGCUGGAGGCUCUCGUACAGGGCUGCAGGAAACGAGUGCCCUGAGCUACAACCUCCUGUCCAUGGGAAAAUUGAGCCCUUGCAAGCCACGUAUUCCUUCAAAGAUCAAGUGCUCAUCAGCUGUGACACAGGCUACAAAGUGCUGAAGGAUAAUGUGGAGAUGGACACAUUCCAGAUCGAGUGUCUGAAGGAUGGGACAUGGAGUAACAAGAUUCCCACCUGUAAAAUUGUAGACUGUGGAGCCCCAACAGAGCUGGAACAUGGACUGGUCACCUUUUUCACAAGGAACAACCUCACCACAUACAAAUCUGAGAUCAGAUACUCCUGCCAGCAGCCCUAUUACAAGAUGCUUCACAACAUCACAGGAAUGUAUGCCUGCUCUGCUCAAGGAGUCUGGACAAAUGAAUUACUGGGAAGAAGCCUGCCCACCUGUCUUCCAGUGUGUGGUCUGCCCAAGUUCUCCCGGAAGCUGAUGGCCAGGAUCUUCAAUGGACGCCCAGCCCAGAAGGGCACCACUCCCUGGAUUGCCAUGCUGUCUCAUCCAAAUGGGCAACCCUUCUGUGGGGGCACCCUUGUAGGCUCCAGCUGGAUUGUGACUGCUGCUCACUGCCUCCACCAGGUGCUGGAUUCAGAGGACUUGACCCUGGAUGACUCAUACUUGCUCAACCCUUCUGACUUUCAAAUCAUUUUGGGCAAGCACUGGAGGCUCCGGUCGGAUGAAAAUGAACAGCAUCUCGGUGUCAAACACGUCAUCCUCCAUCCCCUGUAUAACCCCAACACAUUUGAGAAUGAUGUGGCUCUGGUGGAGCUGCUGGAAAGCCCAAUGCUGAACGACUUCGUGAUGCCCCUAUGUCUGCCUAAGGAGCCCUCGCAGGAAGGAACCAUGGUCAUCGUCAGCGGUUGGGGGAAGCAGUUCUUGCAGAAGUUCCCAGAGACCCUGAUGGAGAUUGAAAUCCCGAUUGUUGACCACCAUACCUGCCAGGAAGCCUAUGCUCCGCUGAAGAAGAACGUGACCAAGGACAUGAUCUGUGCUGGGGAGAAGGAAGGGGGGAAGGACGCCUGUGCGGGUGACUCUGGAGGCCCCAUGGUGACUCUGGAUAGAGAGACAGGCCAAUGGUACCUGGUGGGCACGGUGUCCUGGGGCGAGGACUGUGGAAAGAAGGACCGCUACGGAGUGUAUUCCGACAUCUACCACAACAAGGACUGGAUCCAGAGGGUCACCGGGGUGAGCAACUGAGUUCAGCUCUCAGCCAGCACCACCUUCUGUGGUCAGUCAGCAGCAGAGAAAGUGAUCUAAUGCACGCAGCCAUUUCUCCCUGGCCCCUCGCCCUUCACCUCCUCAGUCCUCCUGUUAAAGAGCAAGAGUGGCAGCAUGUUUCCUCCUUUCCCUCUCUUUAAAGAGGCAAAGUAGCAGAGUGGGCAGAACUCAAGACCAAAUCCAGGCUCAGUCACGCACAAGCUCAGGGAUGCUAGACAGCUGAUUUAGCCUCUGACUCUGUUUCUUCAUUCAUAAGAUGCAAGUGACACACCUUACCUACCUCACAAAAGUUUGAUGAGAAAGAAAUUAAUUAAUAUAUACAUAGCACUUAACCCAGUGCAUAGCCUAAAUGAAGUGUCCAAUAGAUGUGACUUAGAUCAAUUGUCUAUAGGCAAACGAAGUUGCCUUGCAAGCCCCUGGCUGGGUCUCCAGCCUGAUUAGUGACAGGCUGCCCCUCCCCCUCCCCCACACCUUGACCAUCUUCCUAAGCUGCCCUCUCUAAUGUUCUGUGCUUCUUUGCCACAUGCAGCUCUCCCAACCCCAACUGCCCCCCACCCUAAGAGGUAAAACAGACAAUGUAGUCCUACGGCACGCCCCACAGCAAGGCAGUUAUGCACUUGAGCUAGGUACCAAAUUAUGAAAGUGACAGAGAAGCAAGGGCCAGGAGAGAGACUGGGGAGGGUGGACUGGGAAGUCAGAUGUCUGGUGCUAGAACCAGCUCGUGCCCCCUCCCAGCUCGUCCUGGGUCCUUAUGCAAGUCCUUUCCCCUCAUCUCAGAGGGCCCUCCCAGCUCGGACAAUCCACGACCCCAUGAAGUCCUGUUUUCCCUGAUGAGAUGAGUUAAAGCCAAAGUAACCCAAAGGCAAAAAUUUCAUUAACUUCCAAAGAACUUAGAUGGAAACAAAAUGCUGCUGCUCCUGGGACCUCCACCGCUGCCCACCACACCCUGCCUCCCAAAGACAGCCCAGGCAAAGAGCAGCCAAGGGAUCUUUCCUUAUUCCUGAGAAGAGCACCUGCUCUGGUCCCUGGACUCCUUGCCUUCCCUAGAACUGGGCUGCGGCAGGUGAGCGCUGGCAGGGCCCCUGCACUUUCUGUCCACAGGUCCACACAUGGCCCCAGGCAGCCAUUCCCCCACUUCUCCCCCUGUGCGUCACCCUGAGCCUCCUAGCUUUGCAAGGUCAUGAAUGUUCCCAAGUAGUACUCCUCCCUCAUCCAAGAACUGCUUCCUCGUCCAGCGAGCUUGGAGAGACCUCCUCAACUCCAGAACUCCAAGACACAAGCUUUCCAGGGAUCCGAAGCACCAAGUCCCUAUCUUCCAUUCUGUCAGAAUGUCUCUUGAUGGGGAAUUUGAGCUCUUGACCUGCACUGCAGCUGCUAUGGUCAUUCUGGGUCUCUUGCUGAAUGAGGAAGACAACAGGGAGUGAGCAAGUACUUAGAGGCAUUAAGCCCUCAGUUGAACGUGCAGAACAGGGAUGCAGAAUCUGCCUCUGCUCUAAGCAAGUCCUUCUACUUCUGUGUGCCCUGCUUUUCCUUCUGUAAAGGGAAGAUCAUGAGGGGGCCCAGCUUCAUCAGAUCUAAUCAGCGAGCUGGAUCUCUGCAUAAAACACCAAGGAAUAACUGUGACACCAAGCUUUGAAAUCACCCCAAGGCAUUCCAAGACACGGUACCUUUCCCAUUUCAGACUGCGCUGCUGCUGCAGGGGUAGUGGGAUGAGGGGACAGUGAGUCAUGCCUUCCAGGAGCUCCUCCUGAGAGACAGUGACACAUAGAUAAGUGACUGCAGUGUACGGGAAUGUACCCCACGAAGUGCUAAGUUUAGAAGAGCACGGAGGUCGAAGAAAAACCAUUCUGCUAUGGAGGUACUGGGGAAGGAAAUGCCAGAAAAGCUUCCAGGAGGAGAUGGCUUUGAGGAGGGCAGGCAUCUCAAUGGGUAAGACAGAGGGAGGCCUUCCAGAUGGAGGAAAUAUUUACAUGAGUAAACAUUUACUCAUGCUUGCCUCAAUUACCAAAGCUUCUCCCAUGAAAUGGCACAUCCAGGAGACCAGUGUCCUGUGAUGAGAACCAAUAUCUAAAAGAGCCUUUAUCCUUAGAGUCAGAGUACUAAACAGGACAUAGCCUGUGGACUUAUGUAAAGACACUGAUUUCUGACUGGACCCAGUUUAUCCUGUUUAUUCCAAAUGCAACCUCAUUCUUAUUCAGAGAAAAUGUAGAAAUAGGCAGUGGAACCUGGGCUUCCCCUUGACCUAUAAGCAUUUACUAAAUGUGAGGUCCUGCACUGCUGCUAAGGUCCAGCAAACCCACACAUCUCACAGAGACACAGCAGUAGAGAAUAGGCGUGUCAGGGCCAUCCUAACUCUAUGACCUCAUCCCAGAGCCUUUCUGAUGAGAAACUCACUACCUCCAAAUGCAGCCCGUUCCAACUUUAAAAUAUGUUGCUCUUAAAAAGGUCUCGCUUUGGGCAUAGUGGUGCACACCUCUAAUCUCAGUGACUUGGGAGGCUGAGGCAGGGACAUUGCAAGUUCAAAACUAGCCUCUGAAACUUAGCGAAGCCCUAAGAAACUUAUCAAGAUCCUGCUCAAAAUAAAAAAUUAAAAGGGCUGGGGAUGUGGUUCAGUGGGAAAGCACCCCUGGGUUCAACCCCGGUACCAAAACAAAAACAAAAACUAAAAAGGUCUCUCUUCCAUGCAACCAAAAUCCACCUCCCUAGAAUAUAGUUGGAUAACUGAAGCUGUGAUUUCAUACCAUGAAUGCUGUUAUUAGCACUAGUGAUCGCCCCUGGAUUUCAUUAGCAACAGAAGCUGCUGUUCUUAUGGGAAACUACACAUUUGCUCCAAUAAACAUCUGUAUUGA